ACAUCAAGCACGAUACGAAAACAGUUUUGCCUUCCUCGAACAGAAAAAGGUGGUGGUUUUGCUCCUUCCGAUUAUUGCCAUAAUGUGAUGUCGGCAAAACGGAGGUACAAUCAGAGCCUGUGGGACCUCAGCUCCCCUUGUCCCAGGCGGACUCAGUCUCGAGAGAAGAAAACGAGACUCGAAAUCUCGAACCUGAACAACGUGCAACACACAAAUGAAACCGAUGCUGGUAACGAAGAAAGCGAGCGCAUCACGAGCUCCGAAGAACCUGACCUGCUGAUUUGUUGCAACGAACAGCGACAGUUCCCAGCGGACAGCGACGACAGCGACCGCACGGUACCCGAUGGAUGCUGUGAAGGAGGUCCUUCGCGGUCGUCGGAAGCAUACAAUAGUGACAGGGAAGAUUGCGACGCCACUACCACCCAUGACCGCGACGAUACUGCAUAUGACUCCCACGACACCGACGACAGUGCUGAUGAGUCGUUAUAUGAGGAAGAGCCAGCGCAGGAGGAACCUAUGGACGAUCUUGACCAGCCCCUUUACAGUGGCUCAAAAUUGACACCUCGAGAAAGUUUGCUACUUAUUCUGGCCCACAGUCUCAGGCACCAUUCUUCGAAAGAAGCAACCGAAAGCCUCCUGAGGCUUGUGGAUGCCCACAUUCCAGACACAUCCACCCUGCCACUGUCCAAAUACAUCUUCUACAACCAGUUUGCCACCUGCACAAGGAACCACACAUUUCACAUGUAUUGCCCCACUUGCCACUCAUAUCUGUUGCAAGUAGGAGACAACGAUACCACUACUCCUGCUACUGUCCUGUGCACUCAGUGUGACUGCAGUCACAAUAUUGAAAAACUGAUGAAGUCCGGAUCAUACUUCGUUAUGUUGAACAUUGAGAGUCAAGUACGAGAUCUUUUGGAACAGCAUGGCCUGCCAACACGAAGAAAAGACGCAGGCUUCGACAUGAGUGAUAUAACUGACAGUGUUGCGUACAGGAAGCUUCCAAUGGAGGAAGACGACGUCAGCAUCACGUGGAAUACCGAUGGUGUCCCUGUGUUUGAGUCUUCGGGCUUCAGCAUUUGGCCGCUACAACUCAUUGUAAAUGAACUGCCGUUCAAAUCCAGAAGUGUCAAUGUAAUCCUGGGAGGCUUGUGGUUUGGGGAAUGCAAGCCUGACACGAACUGCUAUCUUCAACCUUUUGUAGACCAAAUGAACCAGCUUUCAUCUGGUGGGAUACAGUGGACGGACACCGAUGGACACUCAAGACUGUCCCGUGUGUUCUGUGGACCAUGUUCUGUGGAUUCUGUUGCCAGGUGUCUCGUAAUGAACAUGAGUCAAUUUAACGGCAAAUAUGGAUGCGGAUGGUGUAAAGCACGAGGAGAGCAGGUUGCAGUCGGAAGGGGCACCGCUCGUGUUUAUCCACUGCUGCAGCCGCUUCCAAAAGCACGGACAGAUGAAGGUUUCAAGAAAGAUGCUGCAGAAGCAGAACGGAAAGGAAAACCAGUGUGUGGCGUGAAAGGCACCAGUGUUCUGUUCCUGUUGUCUUACUUUUCAUUUCCUUUCGGGUUUGUUGUGGACUACAUGCAUGCUGUGUGUUCCGGAUUCGUUCGGUCCACAGCAUGCAUGUGGUUCACCCACAAGGGUUCAGAGCAGUACCAUUUAGGUAGCUACCUUUCUCAGAUAGAUCGCAAGCUUUGCAAUUUACAGCCUACAUGGGAAUUGUCACGAUUGCCCCGGUCAGUUCAUGCAUGGAAAUACUGGAAGGCCUCAGAGUGGCGAAAUUGGCUCUUGUAUUAUUCGCCCGUUGUUCUGAGAGGCAUAUUGCCGACCCGCUAUUUUCGCAACUGGCUGAAGUUCGUGUGCAUCAUGCACGUUCUUCUUGGUAAGUCUGUGCCACUAGACAGACUAGCUCUUAUUAAAAAGGAGCUGGUGAUGUUUCUCAAAGAGUACGAGAUGCUGUAUGGGAAGCACCAUAUGACCUACAAUGCACACUUGUUGCUUCAUCUCAUAGACUGUGUGCGAGAGUGGGGUCCACUGGGGUGCUACUCUUCAUUCCCUUUUGAGAGCAUGAACGGUGCACUUCUGAAGUUGUUAAAUGGGACCAGGUACGUGGAUAACCAAAUUGUUCAGAAAUACUCCCUGUGGCGUACACUGCCCAGGCUUGCAAGUAAAAGCCUUCAUAAGACCCAUGGCUUCGUGCAGCAGUUUGUCCAAGACACACUUCACGGCUACAAACUGCGAAAGAAUGCCAUGAGGUGUGACUCUGGUAUACUAUAUGGAACGGGAAAGCCGCUCCCAUGUGGAUCAAGGUCCUUCACAAAGCUCACAGUUGACGGCUUUACGUUCUGCACUAAACACCUUGACAAAUCUAGACGGUGUAAUUCAUUUAUCUUCACGGACGGAAAUUUUGGCAGAGUUUGUUCUAUUCUGCUCCCUCCUGCUUCUGAGAGUACGCAACCCAUACGAUUAGAGGUAGAGAAAAUGAAGGUAAAAAAUCAUGUUAUCACACCCAUAGGUGGGUUACCCAUUCUCUUCGUGGAAGUUGAGGCUACCGCAGAGCUAUUCAGUGUAUCAUUCAAGGAUAUCCAAAAGUGUAUCUACCUUAACUCUGCUAGUACGACAUACUUGUGUGUGCUGCACAAGAAUGGUACGGUCGAGACUAGAUAGAGUUCCUGCUGCAAACAAAGUGACAAUCCUACAGGAUCUAUCGACACAUGUCAUGUCAAAUAUAUUCCAUUUCAUUACCCCAUUUUUAUUUCUAUGCUAUUAAUUUCUUGUAUGCAUUGUUAUACUGUGACUAUACUCUCUCUUGUUUGAGAACAUCAUGCAGUGCUGCCCUGUUGGCACCCUGUGUCUUCUGCAUUUGGCACUCUUACCUGCUUUUAUUUUUAUUGAUAUAGUCACUUAUUUUUGUGUUUGUAGUUUACUAUUCAUUUAGUGCAUCAUUCAUUAAGUACCUGUGCAACAGUUUCAUUGAUUCGCUUGUCAUUGUGGUAAAUGUAUUCGUAUCACACCGUUCAUCGUAUGAGUAUUUGCUUUUGCACUGUACAUUACCCUUUCUAUUGACAGCGGUGUAUGUCACUGUACCAACUGCCAUUAUUUCACUGUUUAUUAAGACAUGGUCCAGGAACACAAUGAAGGUUUCAUCAGGCUUUUUGCAAUGUUUGAAGAUAUCAAGGUCAGAGUACCUUGUUGCUCUGAUUUGACAAACUUCUUAGUCUCAAAAAAAUAAAUAAAUAAAUAAAUUUGAAAACCUGCAAGCAGAAAUGUC
Molecule: messenger RNA, 3268 nt
Organism: Ornithodoros turicata
Lineage: Eukaryota; Metazoa; Arthropoda; Arachnida; Ixodida; Argasidae
Exons: 2
Coding region: 88-2664 (858 amino acids)
Source: RefSeq, a predicted model, not a curated record